Messenger RNA from Caenorhabditis briggsae, 1827 nucleotides. It is a transcript of the gene Cbr-hpo-40, whose product is annotated as Protein CBR-HPO-40. Bases 1 to 1827 code for a protein of 608 amino acids. The transcript is spliced from 9 exons. The record is from RefSeq and is a predicted model, not a curated record. Lineage: Eukaryota; Metazoa; Nematoda; Chromadorea; Rhabditida; Rhabditidae.
AUGUCCAGUGAUCUUCACGAGGCUCUGCAACAAGCUAAAUCGGAAUUAACUCUCAACCCGAAUGAAUCAGAUGUGAGAACUGGAGGACUAUUCGUAUAUAAACAUAAAGACGGAAGCUGCUACCGCUGUAUGGUGCUCUCCGAAGUUAACAGCGAUCAAAACGAGCGGAAGUACGAAGUCGCUUUUCUCGACCGCAUUCAAAUCAUAGUACUGAAGUUGAAAUAUCUUUUCGUAAUGAAAGAUCUCAGCCUCGAAAAAUUUCCUUGCUCUCUUCAUGUUGCUCGUCUUGUUGGAGUCACCAUGUUCCGCCCCGGAUACGUUACCGAAAACAAUAACGAAAUCAGGAAUUUCUACAGUGACAAAAUUAGAAAAAAGACUGGUGUGAAAGCACUUAUCUAUAUGAAGAACAUGGAUGAGAGAAAACUAGUCAUUGACUUCUUAUCACUCAGUGGAAAUUCGUUGACGAGUUCGGAAGAAAUAAAGAAAAUUCAUGGACACAGUGCUCUGUCAGAAAGAGAUCCAUAUCCGUUAACGUAUCAGCAACUGAUAAAUCAGGAAAUGCUUCCUCUGGAGUUCCCAGAAUCAGUUCCAAAUAAAGAGAACAAUCAAAAUGAACUGGUGAUCGCAAACGAACUAGGAAAUAGAGAUGCUGACGAGAGUGAUGAUAUCAGUCUCGAUCUGUCUGAUUUGAAAAUUUCGGAACCGAUCACUCUGAAUAUAGUUGCCAACAGCGAGUGUGCGUUCGGAAGAUCAAGCAUUCAAAAAUUUCUAGAUCAGCACAGAGCAAUGACAAAUCAGCUUCCAUUGAAAAAACCUGGUGACGGGGCAUCGAAAGAGAGUCUUCCCAUCGAAGUUGUGAACGUAGCUCCACAAGUUAAUGUUGUUGAGACGGCUGAAAAAUAUACUACGGAUGCAAGAUUAAAUGAUUCAGUUUCGAGUUUGCGUUCGGGAACAAUUAGUCAGACAAGAUCUUCAAAUGUAACACCACAACCAACUUUCGACGAUCUGCUCAGUGAAGAGGCAACGCCGAAGAAGUCAGCUCCUAACCUAAAUGGCUCCUCUGAUGGUUGGGACACGCCCAAAAAGUCUCCACCGAAGAUGGAGGGUAGCAAAGAGUUCGGAUUUCAAAAACCACUUCUAGUAAGACGCGGCUGUCCAAAACGGCGGCCGGACCUCGGCCGGCCUCGAAAAAGCCUCGGCCGAAGAAAAAAGGCCUCGGCGCGCUCCAUUGAGGAAAAGCCUCGCGAGGCCUCGGCCGGCCGAGGCCGGCCUCGCAAAUGUGACUACGGUCAGCAAGUCGCAUAUUUUACGACAAGUUGCGUUUUUUUUUUUAAUUUUUUGUUUUUUCUCGCUCUUUUUCAGCAAAUCACGCAUUUUUCGAGAGUUUUCUCGAUUUUUCCAUCGAUCUCUGGCGACAUGAACAUUUCGAACGCCAGUAAUGACACAAUUCAGAUGCCUCAAUGGUUCAUUGAUCCCAACAAAACCGAUUGUGAAUUAGUGAUAAAGAACAAAAGGGAAGGAUUCGGCGUGUUGAGCGGAGCGACGAACAGUGCAAUAAAUAGGUUCGAUCGCGCCGAAGGUGCACUAUCCACUGGGCUCUCCAACGAUACUGGUGCUGAUGAAAACAUUAACCCAAUCAUCAAGGAAAUGGCGUCAUCAUUCAUCAAAGACGUCACUGAUGCUGCUUCGCAAAAAAAUCGUGUUGCGUUCAAAGUGGAGGUUUUGGCAAUGGAAGCGAUGAUCAACAAAAUUCCGGGAGAGGCCAAUAAAAUCUUCUGGAAGUCGAAGCUCGCGGAGGCAGAAAAACUGAACGAGAUGUUCAACUAG